GGCAUGGUAGUCUCGCAGCGGCCUCCCGGGCGGGGCUGUGUGAACCGGUAUAAGAGGGGACAUGGUCCGGAGGGUGGAGGGAGAGUCACCUGUGGACCUGCUGCGACACUCUGCUCCUUAGCCUCUAAUCUGCUGCCUCCCCCUGGGACCUCCGCCCUCCCGCUUCACCGCCAACAGCACCAUGGAUAGCUCCGGGAUGCUCCGCGGGCUGCUGCUCGUCGGCCUGCUGUCCGUCCUGUGCCACGGCCAGGCAUCACGGGAAGUCUCCGCAGAAGACUUUGGAGAGGAGAAACAAGAAGCAGCUGUAGACAGAGACCUGCUAGAGGCACUGGAUGUGCUCCUGGGCAGAAAUCAUAAUCAAGUCUCCUCCCCUGAGAAAAGAGGAAGCAUCCCACUGUGCGGGUUGGGGAACCGGUGUGCCAUGAAGUACGGGCCUCGCAUCGGGAAGCUCUGCGACUGUGGAAGAGGAGCCAACUGCAACUCCUACCUCCUCAAGUGCAUCUAAACCGCCCAGGGCUUUCCUUUAGUUUGUCAGCUCUGCAGGGCCAAACACAUCCUUCAGCACAGCUCCCAUAAACCAACUCAACCCUGUCAUCAUUUAUUGCCAUAGCUGUUGUUAAACAGUUGUCGCCUGAGGAUAAGCAUGGAUUUUGUACUGCUGACAGUACUGAAUAUGUUGUGUUUAAUGUAAAUGUUUCA
This is a messenger RNA of Oreochromis aureus, 699 nucleotides long. It is a transcript of the gene cartl, whose product is annotated as cocaine- and amphetamine-regulated transcript-like. The transcript has 3 exons. Gene Ontology annotation, biological process: G protein-coupled receptor signaling pathway; positive regulation of MAPK cascade; negative regulation of appetite. Gene Ontology annotation, molecular function: neuropeptide hormone activity. Bases 182 to 505 code for a protein of 107 amino acids. The record is from RefSeq and is a predicted model, not a curated record. Lineage: Eukaryota; Metazoa; Chordata; Actinopteri; Cichliformes; Cichlidae.